Molecule: messenger RNA, 1384 nt
Organism: Leopardus geoffroyi (Geoffroy's cat)
Lineage: Eukaryota; Metazoa; Chordata; Mammalia; Carnivora; Felidae
Gene: WBP4
Product: WW domain binding protein 4
Exons: 10
Coding region: 312-1232 (306 amino acids)
Biological process (GO): mRNA splicing, via spliceosome
Cellular component (GO): precatalytic spliceosome; nucleus
Molecular function (GO): RNA binding; protein binding; zinc ion binding
Source: RefSeq, a predicted model, not a curated record
GCCACUCCGCCGCCUCCGGAAAGUUCUGAGGCAAAGCCCAGCAACUCGCGGCCCCGAAACCAGCUGUUUCACCUUUCUUUUUUUAACUCCGCCAACGGCCCCCAGCCUACAGGGCAGACUACUGGAAGUCGCAACCAAAGAAAUUCUGUGAUUACUGCAAGUGUUGGAUAGCGGACAAUAGGCCUAGUGUUGAAUUUCACGAAAGAGGAAAGAAUCAUAAGGAAAAUGUGGCAAAGAGGAUCAGUGAGAUUAAACAGAAAAGCCUGGAUAAGGCAAAGGAAGAAGAAAAGGCAUCAAAGGAGUUUGCCGCAAUGGAGGCAGCUGCCCUGAAAGCCUACCAAGAGGAUUUGAAAAGACUUGGCUUAGAGUCAGAAAUUUCAGAGCCAAGCAUAUCACCAAUAACAAGUACUGUCCCACCAACCUCUGCAUCAAAUCAGCAGAAGGAAAAGAAGAAGAGGAAAAAAGACCCUUCAAAGGGAAGAUGGGUAGAAGGCAUAACCUCUGAGGGUUACCAUUACUAUUAUGAUCUCAUCACAGGAGCAUCCCAGUGGGAGAGACCUGAAGGAUUUCAAGGAAACUUAAAAAAGACAGCAGGGAAGACUGUUUGGGUAGAAGGUUUAAGUGAAGAUGGUUAUACCUACUAUUAUAAUACAGAAACAGGAGAAUCCAGAUGGGAAAAACCUGAUGAUUUCAUUCCACAUUCUGGCGGCCUGCUUUCUAGUAAAGUCAAUGAAAAGUCACUUGAUACCCUAGAAGAGUCCAAAUCAUCAGAUUCUCAUAGUGAUUCUGAUGGGGAGCAGGAAGCAGAAAAAGGAGAGGCCUCUACAGAAACACAAAAGCCAAAAAUAAAGUUUAAGGAAAAAAAUAAAAAUAGUGACAAAGGAACUGAACCAGAAACACAGAAAGAAAAAACUACCCAAGAGCAAAAUUCAUCAGGUCCAAAUGAAGAAAAAUCCAAAGCUCCUAAAAAAUCAAACCCAUAUGGAGAAUGGCAAGAAAUUAAACAAGAAGUUGAGUCUCAUGAGGAGGUAGAUUUUGAACUUCCAUGCACUAAAAAUGAGUGUGUAUCAACUUCAGAACCUGAUAUUGGUGGACAAUCUAAAAUGGUAUUUAAAGAAAAAACAGUCACUUCUCUUGGAAUCGUGGCAGAUGGAGUGGCCCCAGUCUUUAAAAAGAGAAGAAUUGAAAAUGGAAAAUCUAGAAAUUUAAGGCAACGAGGUGAUGAUCAGUGAUUGCAAAAGAGCUUUUUGUACCUGCCUUUCAGACCGCAUGGAGACUAUACAUCUUGAAGCUCCUCUGUGUUUGUUUAAAUGCUAAAAAUUUAGAUUUAUUCUAAAUGUAUUUUCUGUGAAUCUAAAAUAAAUCUUUUUUCAUGUGAAACUUA